AACAUGGCUGCGGAAACAGGUGUUGUCUGUAUGAUAAUUGUACGGUUAAAUUGAUCUUCUAAAGGUCUGCGUGGAUAUGUGUGAAACCAAUGGGAGACAUCUUAGAAUGGCGAGGAGAUGCAUACCAAGUUCUCGCAUGUUGUGGAGUGUUCAUUUUACUUUCUUGGGUACUAACAAAACUCUUGGGUCUGACUUGGAAGAGAGGGCUUCGAGUGGGAGACCCUCAUAAAGGCCAUCGAUGGUUCAUGACAGAAAUACUUGACAAGCCCACCUAUUGUAACUUUUGCGAGCGUCCUCUUGUAAGAGGGGGUUAUUGUGAAAACUGUGGGAUCUCUGUUCACGAAGAGUGCAUCGAUGGAGCAACCAAGAGAUUUGCUUGCAAAGUUCUUGUUCUCUCGAAGAGAAACUACAUGAAUCACCAAUGGGUUCGGGGGAAUUUACCUCUAUGUAGCACUUGUAGUGUCUGCGGUUUUCACUGCGGCACUGAACCGAGAUUAUGCGAUCUCAGAUGUAUCUGGUGUCAGGAUAAAACACAUGAUCAAUGCCUUCGAAGCAAAUCAAACGUGUGUGAUUUUGGAAAGUAUAAAACUAUGAUAUUACCUCCACAUUGCAUAAGUUUGACUGUGGAACAUUGGAGAAGUAAAAAGAGAUUUGUGGUUCGAGAAGUCAGCACACCGCCCAUAAAAAAUUGGAGUCCAUUGCUCGUGUUUGCUAAUCGUAAAAGUGGGGAUAAUGAAGGUGAAAGACUAUUAAUGGCGUUUAAAAAUCUUCUAAACCCUGUACAGGUAGUUGACCUUCAUGAGGUUCCUCCUGAAUCUGCGCUAGAAUUCUGUAAGCUUCUGCCAAACGUCAGGACUCGUAUACUUGUGUGUGGAGGAGACGGCAGUGUUGGAUGGGUUCUUGGUGCCUUGGAUAAAGUCAAAUUAAAGUUACCACCAUACAUUGGGAUUCUUCCUCUUGGCACUGGUAAUGACCUGGCACGGGUUUUGGGAUGGGGGAGUGGUUACACUGGUGAGGAAGAUGUUAAUGAAGUUUUGACAUCUGUUAUGAUGGCAAAUGUCACUCCUCUAGACAGAUGGAAAAUAACUAUUGAGAGUAACCGAAGGUACUUUGAUGUUAGAAGACGUAAGAAGGUGUUUUGGAUGAACAAUUACUUUUCAAUUGGCUGUGAUGCCAAAGUAGUUCUGAAUUUCCACCUUCAUCGUGAGAGUCAGCCAUCUUUGUUUACUAGUCGCAUCAUUAACAAGGCAGUGUAUGGAUUGUAUGGUGCCAGAGAUGUCCUUGAGCAAGACUGUAAAGACCUCCAUGAAGUUGUUGAGCUGGAAAUGGAUGGAAGAAAAGUGGACCUACCGGAGCUGGAGGGAAUUGUUUUUCUGAACAUCAACAGCUGGUGUGGAGGUUGUGAAUUGUGGGUUGAGGGUGAUGAGGAACACCCUUUGCCACCAAGCAUUAAUGAUGGAAUCUUGGAGGUAGCAGGGCUUUAUUCUGCUCUCCACAUUGCAAGGCUUCAAGUCAAUAUGGCUGAUCCACUACGGCUCGGUCAAGCACGAUCAAUAAAACUUACACUGAAGGACACCAGGUCUCUCCCGGUUCAAGUAGAUGGGGAACCUUGGGAAGAAGGCCCGUGUGUGAUCACAAUUACUCGUCAUAACCAAGCCCUCAUGCUGGCAAAAGGACAGAAACAAGAACAAAUAUUAUGAUAGGCCCAAGUGCCUUCCAUAUGAUGUUUAGGGCUGUAAGAGGAUGUGCAAGGCAUGGCAGAACUCAGGAAACGAAGACAGAAUUCAUCUUUACUGAUACAGUUGUCUCGUAGCUAGUUAUAUCCAGAAGUACAGAGGGAUAUUCUGGUAGGAAACUCUUGCACUCGCGUUUUACCGUACAUCUAGAAUUUCAAUGUAAGAGCUUCUCGGUGAAAGGCCGUUAGAAAGGGGCCAAUAGAGUCGUUGGAGUUAUUUUAGUUUUAGUUUAUAGAAAAAAUUUGUUACCCAAGACGUUUACCGAGUGCCCUGCCGUUGUUUUUGCUCCAGACUGAAAAUCAAUUUCCUUCAUUUUGAAGUCGUUUUUGUCAACAAAACUUUGACUACCAUUGUAAAGCUUUCACACAGUUGAUAAAUGUUAGCAGACUUCUCGAA
Molecule: messenger RNA, 2132 nt
Organism: Stylophora pistillata
Lineage: Eukaryota; Metazoa; Cnidaria; Anthozoa; Scleractinia; Pocilloporidae
Product: diacylglycerol kinase epsilon
Biological process (GO): phospholipase C-activating G protein-coupled receptor signaling pathway
Cellular component (GO): membrane
Molecular function (GO): ATP-dependent diacylglycerol kinase activity
Source: RefSeq, a predicted model, not a curated record